CCAUUCUGUUUGCAAGACACAAAAACAGCGCUGCACAAAAGAAAGCAGGCCACAGCAACUCGAAGGGUUUUUUCCUCCUCUAAAUUUACCACUUCGGCAUAAUUCCAUCAUGAGCUCGUUCGAAAAAGUGGUUGUCAUCGACGGUAAGGGCCAUCUCUUGGGUCGCCUUGCCUCCAUUGUUGCCAAGCAGGCCCUUACCGGUCAGCGCGUCGUUGUUGUCCGCUGCGAGGAGUUGAACGUCUCUGGCUCCUUCUUCCGUAACAAGCUGAAGUACCACGCUUUCCUCCGCAAGCGUUGCGUCGUCAACCCCGCUCGUGGUGCCUUCCAUUUCCGUGCUCCCUCGCGCAUCUUCUACCGUGCGAUCCGCGGAAUGACCCCCCACAAGACUGCCCGUGGUGCUGCUGCUCUUGACCGCAUCAAGCUCUUCGAGGGUGUUCCCCCACCCUAUGACCGCAUGAAGCGCAUGGUCGUUCCCUCGGCCCUCCGCGUCCUCAAGCUCAAGCCUGGCCGCAAGUACUGCACCAUCAAGCGUGUCUCGCACGAGGUCGGCUGGAAGUACAACGAUGUCGUCGCCAACCUCGAGGAGAAGCGCAAGGUCAAGUCCAAGGCUUUCUACGAGCGCAAGAAGGCCAUUGUCAACGUCCGUGCCAAGGCCACCGCCACCAAGUCCUCGGAGUUGGCUGCCGUCCAGAAGAAGAUUACUGCCCUCGGCUACUAAGUCCAUUUUUUUUUCUUUUCUUUUUUGUUAAAGUCAUCCUUUUGUCUUAAUGAAAAGAAAGAAAGAAAGAAAAAUAACACGUAUUGUCAAUUGUAAGAAGAAAAGAGUCCCCUAUUGUUUUGAUAUAUGAU
Molecule: messenger RNA, 849 nt
Organism: Gamsiella multidivaricata
Lineage: Eukaryota; Fungi; Mortierellomycota; Mortierellomycetes; Mortierellales; Mortierellaceae
Product: 60S ribosomal protein L16
Exons: 3
Coding region: 110-718 (202 amino acids)
Biological process (GO): negative regulation of translation; translation
Cellular component (GO): cytosolic large ribosomal subunit; ribosome
Molecular function (GO): structural constituent of ribosome; mRNA binding
Source: RefSeq, a predicted model, not a curated record